Messenger RNA from Danaus chrysippus (African queen), 324 nucleotides. The record is from the annotation of a GenBank genome assembly. Lineage: Eukaryota; Metazoa; Arthropoda; Insecta; Lepidoptera; Nymphalidae.
AUGUCGGCUCGUCGCGCUGCGGCCGCCUCUCGACCGGUAAGUUUACAGUGUGUGUGCUCUCAGCACGACCAGCCCUAUAUGUGGAGGCGCCCCGUCAUACGCACGACGCCCUCCCUCUCGCACCUCCCGGCAUCUAUUCCGGGACCCAUCUUUAGCUGUUCUGUGUUAGGGGUUUGUCAGCUUGUAGAGUGUGACAGUAGUUUGGGGGAGAAGGGUCGCAAAAACGCCGACGGCAUUCGGCGGCGGCGUCGGCGUCGGCGCUGUGCGGUGCGACUUUGUACCAUAAAUCAAAGCCACCCGGGAGACCCCGAGCUCACUAUAUAG